Messenger RNA from Drosophila serrata, 903 nucleotides. RefSeq lists its product as uncharacterized. Lineage: Eukaryota; Metazoa; Arthropoda; Insecta; Diptera; Drosophilidae. The record is from RefSeq and is a predicted model, not a curated record.
AACACAACCAAAUGUGAGAAAAUUUGCAUGGGUCAGAUUGCAACCGUGGCAGCUUUGAUAGUGAAAAGGCUGUCGGACAAACACUCGGAGAGAGUCUUAUUCAGUAAUAAGAAGCAGUCCAGGGAAUGGACCCUGCUCAAUAGCAUUUCCUGGACAAAGGAAAGCGAUGAUUUUGGCACACUUACAUUUGUGGGAUACACCUUUAUUGCUGCAGUUCUGCUUCUCACAAGGAUAAUUGAUCAAACCUCGAACUAUAGCACCUGCGAAAUAGCUCUACUUAUGUGUGGCGUUUUGUUUUUUACAAUAGAGGGACUUCUUAUAUUCUUCACUGUGGAACAACUGCCGCAGGACCUCUUAGUUUAUGCCUACUCGCUGGGAGGGCUCUGCUUUGUCUGCGCUGCAUUGUUUGCCCUGGACCUUAUGCUCUUUCAGAAUUUGCUGAAGUUGAAGAAUUCCACGGCGCAGACGGAACAAUCAAAGGACUCCUCAACAGUGGCCUUGAAAGUUUACACCGUAUCGCAGGAGCAGCCAAAAAAGAGUUGCUGCAGUAAUAGAUCUUCCACCCAGAUGAUAAAUACCCAGAUGGUGAAUGAAACCGAAAGGAAAUACUUGAGAACAGAUUUAUAGAAUUUUGUUUGUUUUCAUAAGACUCCUUCUUCUAAAUUUAUUUUAUAUUGAAAAACAUCAAUUUACAUAUCUGCAUGGUUCACAUUACCUUUAUUGCCGUUAAUUUUUUCGAAUGUAGAGUGAAACAAAAUAUGCAUUUAAAGAUCGUGCUGUUAAGAACAACUAAUUUGAAUUUGUAUGUUUAAUAAAUUGUUUGUUAUACCCUUGCAGAGAGUAUUAGUCUGCGAAUGAGACAGUUCCGACCCUAUAAAAACUAUAUAUUCUUGAUCAGCAUCA